ACAUUCUAAAGGGAAAAACCCCAGGACUUUGAAAAACGCUUCUGGGUUGUAAAUUUGGUAAGAGGCUUCCUUAGCCUCUAACAAGAUUUUCAUGCAUAUGGAAAGGUUAAAGAAAGGAUCCAAAAGCCCUGGGUUUUUUAUGGAGUUGCUCUAAGAAAAAGAACAGGAAAAACAGACCCUUUGGACAAGGAAAAAUUCUUUUUUUAAAAAAAAUUUACUCUUGUGAGUUUAUCUCAUUGGCCCAAGACUUAAUAGCUAGUAAGAGGCAGAACUACCAUUUGAACCCGAGGAGUUGAAGCCUCAAAUCUGGGUUUUUAAUCUCUAUGCUGUACUUUUGUACUUUUUUUUUUUAAUCAUCAGAAAUAGUCAUGUGAAUGGUUUAAAGAAGUCUUUUUUUCUAUCAGGUUUGGAAGUGGUUUGGGGCUUUGUAAUUUAUAUCCUCAUUAUAAAAGGAAUGUAUGCCCAUUAUAGAAAGAUUAGGAAAUACAGAACUGUAAAAAGGAAAGAAACGAAAUUACCCAUAAUCUCAAGGUUUAGAGAUAACACUGUUAACAUUUUUAAUGCAUUUUGCACUGGAGCUGUACUACGCAUGGUAUUUCUUCCUAAAUUUUUAUUAAGGAAAGGCCCAAACAGAGAAAAUAGUGUAAUGAAACCUGCCCACCACCCCAUCAGUCGUCUGCAACCCUUGUCAAAGUUUUCCCUAUCUAAUUGUGUCCAUUCCCCUUCUCACACAAAAUACUUUUGGGGAGAUUGGAAGGAAGAGAAGAUGGAAUAAUUUAAAACUAAAAACAAACCCCAGUCAUGGAGUCACUAGAAUUUAAAAUCCAUUAACAUAAAUUGAUGAUAUAUGAAGAGCAAAGGAAAGCAACUGUUAACUUCAUGGUUUUCAUUCCUGGUAGCCAGGAGGAUGGUAGUUAUGUAGGUAAAGUUUAGGGACAUAGAAGCAUUGAAAGUUGGAGAGAAAUAAUUAUGAAUUUGGUUUCUCUAUUUUGAAGUUUGACUUGAAACAGUCCAGUCUUCUAAAUCUUGGUUUCUGAUCUGUUUCUCUCUUUGGCUGUGUGCUACUUUGUUGCAGGGAGAAUGUCAUAUUCUUUAAAGUGUACUUAGCACCAAAGACUGGCAGGGAGAAAUUCUUCAGUAUUUGUGGCUGGUGUAGCUGCCCAAUAUCCUGAAACAGAGGCCUGCAGCUCAGUUAGAUUUUAUUCAAAAUUCCUGAAAUGGACUUAGGAAACAGCAAAGGAGAACAAUAUAAACUUUAGUGAUCCUUUAUCUCACUUUCAAUGGGUUGCAGUAUCUACUAAUUUUUUUCACAGCAUUCAAAAGUUGAUAUACAUUAAUUAUGGAUAAUAUUUUAAUGGUCUAAAGAAAACUUAUUUAGAAACCAACUAUCUCUAAUUUAUGUGUCCUGUGUUUAUCAUCUGAGAAUAUUUGCUAACUUGUAGUAGGUGGUCGUGAGUCAGGCAGAGUUUCCAGUGCUUUUACAUGUAUUGAUUACAUGUAUCUUCCUCAUAUCAAUCCUACUAUUAUUUCCAUUUUACAAAUGAAGAAGAAGGGACAGAGUUCACCAAGUAAGUGGCAGAACGAGUAUUUAACCUAUAGGCAGCCUGAGUCCGAGUCUGUGGUCGUGGUUAUCAUGCAUGGUUCGUAUUCGUCUGCAAGACAAGAACUCACAAGAAGUCUUAACGGAGCAGGGAAUAUUUAAGCUAUGACCUAGAAAUGAAUAGAGCAGCAGUAUAUGACAAGAAGGAACAGCAGAUACAAAAAAGCUUUUUGUAGCAGUACAAGCGAUUCACCAUGGCUGGACAUGUAGCGUGGAAAGCAGAUUUGAAGAGGGAAGCAAGCAUAUGGAAGAUUCCUGUUCGUGAGGCUGGCCAAAGUAUUUGGACCUUCCCUUAAGGGCACUGGAUAGACAUGCAUGUGAAAAGGAUUGAAUUUCCAUGUUAGGCUACAGCUUUCUGGCAUCAGGAAGGAGAAAAAAUUGAUCGAAGUUCAACAUUCUGUUCAUGUUGAUUAUACAAGAUGUGGUUAGUGUAAUGGUUACCUCUCAGGCUCUGGCUGUCAAAUGCCAAAUUUUGAAACCUGGCUCUAGUACUUACUAAUUUAGUAACAUGGGCAAAUUACUUAACUCUCUCUGCCUCUGGCUCUGUUGUAAACUGUAAAAUAGAGGAAAUAAUAGUAUUUACCUAAAAAAAGUUGUGAAGAUGAAGUGAGAUCCCGGAGUCUAAAGAGUUGGGAGCAGUCCCUGGCACACACUAAGUGCUCCAUAAGAGGUAGCUGCUAAGGAUAACAGAAAAAGGAAUAUAUGUUCAGAAAUGAGAAAUGCAAAAAUAUAUUGUCAUGGAUAUAUGGAUAGUUGUAGGUAUUCCUCUCUUCUCUCCAGUCUCAUUUCUUUGAAACAUCAAUUCUGUCAUACUGUUAAUGGAAAUAAUCAAUAAUCAACCUAUAAUAAGAAUAGAAGAGAGUUUUAUUUGAGCCAAACUGAAGACUGUAGCUUGGGAGACAGCCUCUCAGAUAGCUCUGAGGAACUGUUCCAAAGAAGCAUAGUUUUCAGCACAGUUUUAUAUCUUGUCAGAACAAAGAACAUCAAACAUGACAGGAGUAUAUUCCUUCAAGGUUUCAAAAAAGACAUUAGCACUCACAUUACGAGUCAGCAUGGCCUCAGCUCCAGGGAGCCUUAUCAUUGAAGGAAAGCUAGCAUUGACAUCCCAGAAAGGGAGGCAUUUUUCUCUCUUCAAGACGGGCAUUCUUUACUUCUGGACACUGCACACUUUUUAUAAAAAUUUUUUUAAAUAAUUAAUAUAUUUAUUAUUUAUUUAUUUAUUUUUGGCUGCAUUGGGUCUUUGUUGCUGCACGCAGGCUUUCUCUAGUUGUGGUGAGCAGGGGCUACUCUACGUUGCGGUGCGCGGGCUUCUCACUGCGGUGGCUUCUCUUGUUGCGGAGCACGCUAGGCACUCAGGCUUCAGUAGUUGUGGUGUGCGGGCUCAGUAGUUGUGGCUCGUGGGCUCUAGAGCACAGGCUCAGUAGUUGUGGCACAUGGGCCUAGUUGCUCCGCGGCAUGUGGGAUCUUCCUGGACCAGGGCUUGAACCUAUGUCCCCUGCAUUGGCAGGCGGAUUCUUAACCAUUGGACCACCAGGGAAGUCCUGCACCCUUUUCUUCAAUGGUUAAAGCAGAUGUAUGUUUACUAGGCCACAAAACAGGCUGUUUUAGUUAGUGUAAAGUGUAAAGUUAAAUUACGUAAAAGCCAGAAUGUCUUCCCCAUACCUCAGUAUGUGCAAAUUUCUUCCAUCAAUAUAUUUGAACAGUCUUUGUAGUGACUAUUGUAUAAACACCUAAUUAACAACAACGUGCUUGUCUUUCAAGUUCAGAAACUCCCUGAGGAUCGAUUACAAUGGCCCUGAUUUGAGAAAUUGAUCACACAGUCCAUGCUGAAGCUUGUCUUUGCACUCCAUGUGUUGUUGUCCUCAGCAGCCAAGUUCUGAAUUAUUUGACUGUUCUGUUAACAAUAGUGGAAAUCGACAAUACAAUCUGCCCCUGUUGCAUUUUUUGGGUUUUUCACUCAUCUAAAAAUCGUCUAAAACUGCAUUUUAAGCCUAUCAUUUCCCCUCUCCCCCCUUUUUUUCCUCUGGUAGAGGGGGUACAGUUCUAUUACACUGAUCUGUUUCUUGCAGUCCUUUAAGAUUCUGACUCUUCAAAUAUUUGUUUAUCAUGUUUUGUUUGUAAGUGAGAUAAAGCUAAGCUCUACCGGCGUCAGAGAACUGCUUCACACGAAGGGGAUCCUGGAAGUCGUUGGCCGAGAACUCCCAAGAGUUUGGGGUUGUUUUGUUUUGUUUUAAAGCUCCAAAGGGGAGGACACGGCCCUUCCUCCUCUUGGGGCUCUGGGAAGUGUAUUCCCCUGGACUCUAUCCGGAAACGGCGGGCUGCGGCGUGUCUCCGGGGCUUCUGGGAAGUGUAGUUCCGAGCGCUGUGUAGUCAGAGGCACUUCCGCUCCGGGAAAGCGAGGCAGCCACCAUUUUUUUCGAUCCGGGAGGUGAGUCGGCCCUGCACCCCCCAAGACCCCUGCGAGCGUUUUCGGCCUGAGCGUGGGACUAGUCGCUACCUAGGCGGCUGUCUUAGAUGGAGAAGUCGCGGCCGCCGGCGGAGGCUGAGAGGUGGAGGGCGGAAGUGCGGCAUCCUGCUCUCCUCCCCCGUUUACCAAGCAGAGCUGCUACUUCUGUCGGUACAAUAUAUGGCGAGUUGUUGAUUAUCCGUGCGUCCUACUUUCCUCCUCUGUAAGAUAGCGGGAGAGACGGUCACUACUGGGUAGGGUUGUGAUUAGAAUCGAGUGAGACCAUACGUGUCAACAGCUUCGAACGCUGGUGGCACAUAACGGGUUGGCUUUUGCUAUUGCUGCAGUUAAUUUUCUCACGAGCGCCCUUUUCUUUUUCUUUUUCUUUUUCUUUUUUUGCGGUACGUGGGCCUCUCAGUGUUGUGGCCUCUCCCGUUGCGGAGCGCAGGCUCAGCGGCCAUGGCUCACGGGCCCAGCCGCUCCGCGGCAUGUAGGAUCUUCCCGGACCGGGGCACGAACGCGUGUCCCCUACAUCGGCAGGCGGACUCUCAACCACUGCGCCACCAGGGAAGCCCACGAGCGCCCUUUUGACUGGACGCCCCAGUGAAGGGACAGAGCGUGGAGCGAUGGCACGGCCCUUCUGUCAGACGUCGGGAGACAGCCCUUCCCGAGCUUUUCCUGAUCUCGUUUUUUAGGAAGCACCGGGUCACCCCGCGCUAGUGCCUGGGGACGUCCCGUGGCAGUGUAUCCGGCAGACGGAUACAGUCGUGCUCUUCCACCACGUCCUUUUCUUCGCCAGUCCUGAAUUCGGAAACGGGAGGAAGGAAGGACCUCUUGGCCCCUCACAGCAUAGCCCCAGCUGCAAGAAAAAGGGACUCCUGUAUUUUUAGAACUUUCCGUCUACUCCUUGAAUCCUUGGAACAACUCUAUGAGUUAUGCCUUCUCAGGACUCUGACCUUCCCCGGAAGGAGUGGGAGAAAAUGACUGAGUUUCAGGAGGCGGUGACCUUCAAGGACGUGGCCGUGACCUUCACCGAGGAGGAGCUGGGGCUGCUGGACUCCGCCCAGAGGAAACUGUACCAGGAUGUGAUGGUGGAGAACUUCCGGAACCUGGUCUCAGUGGGACAUCUUCCCUUCAAGCCAGAUAUGGUGUCCCAGUUGGAGACAGAAGAAAAGGUUUGGAUGAUGGAGAGAGAAACCCAAAGAAACGGGCAUUCCAGUGAGAACCGCAAAGCUGUUAUUUCAGGCAGCAAGAAUCACGAUGAGGUGGAGAUUCUUGGAAAAGUCGCAUUAAAAUACCUUUCACGUGAAGAGCCGUCUUGCUGGCAAAUCUGGAAACAGGUCGCAAGUGAUUCAACGUGCUGUCUUCAGAGGAGGACUUCCCAUUUCCUACAAGGUGAUUCUCAGGUUUCUGAAAAUGAGAACCAUGUGAUGAACCACAAAGGCGAUAGUUCCAGUUACCUUGAAAAUCAAGAGUUUUUGAUUUCGAGAACCCAGGAUUCCUAUGGGAAUACGUGUGUGAGUGAGUCAGCGAAUCAGAGUAGAGGUAAGCAAACGAACGGGAAAAACAACCCACGUAUAUGUGAAGCCUUCAUGAAGAAAUCAGCCCUGAGUGAUCCUGUGAAAACUGACACAGAACAGAAACCCUGCAAAGGAGAGAUAGCGUAUCCCUGUAGAGAGUGUGGGAAAAGCUUCAGUGAUAGUGAAGUGCUCCCAAUUCAUCCGAGGGUUUGCCUGGGAGAGAAAUGCUCCCAUCUGCAAAGUCAUCAAAGAAUUCACCCGCGAGGGAAAGUCGAUACAUGUGAAUCCAGCGAUGGUUUCAACAGGAACUCCUUUCAUCCCCGUCAAUCUAAUCACACGGGAGAGAAGUCCUAUAGGUGCGACAGUUGUGGCAAGGGAUUCAGUAGCAGCACAGGCCUUACCAUCCACUACAGGACACACACGGGGGAGAAGCCUUACAGGUGUGAGGAGUGCGGUAAAUGCUUUAGCCAAAGUUCAAAUUUUCAGUGCCAUCAGAGAGUCCACACCGAAGAGAAACCAUACAAGUGCGACGAGUGCGGGAAGGGCUUCAGCUGGAGCGUUAACCUUCGUGUUCACCAGAGGGUCCACAGGGGUGAGAAACCCUAUAAGUGUGAGGAGUGUGGGAAGGGCUUCACGCAGGCCGCGCAUUAUCAUAUACAUCAGAGGGUCCACACCGGGGAGAAACCCUACAAAUGCGAUGUCUGCGGCAAGGGGUUCAGUCACAAUUCCCCUUUGAUAUGCCACCGGAGGGUCCACACUGGAGAGAAACCGUACAGAUGUGAGGCGUGCGGGAAGGGCUUCACCCGUAACACAGAUCUUCACAUCCACCUCCGUGUCCACACGGGAGAGAAACCCUACAAAUGCAAGGAGUGCGGGAAGGGCUUCAGUCAGGCUUCCAAUCUGCAAGUCCACCAGAACGUCCACACCGGGGAGAAACGAUUCAAAUGCGAGACGUGUGGGAAGGGCUUCAGUCAGUCAUCAAAGCUUCAGACCCACCAGAGAGUCCACACAGGGGAAAAGCCCUACAGAUGCGACAUGUGCGGUAAGGACUUCAGUUACAGUUCAAAUCUUAAACUGCACCAAGUCAUUCACACUGGAGAAAAACCAUAUAAAUGUGAGGAGUGUGGGAAGGGCUUCAGUUGGAGAUCAAACCUUCAUGCACAUCAGAGAGUCCACUCAGGAGAGAAACCCUACAAAUGUGAGGCAUGUGAUAAGAGCUUCAGUCAGGCCAUAGAUUUCCGGGUCCAUCAGAGGGUCCACACGGGUGAGAAACCCUACAAGUGUGGUGUCUGUGGGAAGGGCUUCAGCCAGUCCUCUGGUCUUCAGUCCCAUCAGAGGGUCCACACUGGGGAGAAGCCCUACAGAUGCGACGUGUGUGGAAAGGGCUUUCGUUACAGUUCACAGUUUAUAUACCACCAGAGGGGCCACACUGGUGAAAAGCCUUACAAAUGUGAGGAGUGUGGGAAAGCCUUCGGGCGGAACCUGAAUCUUCGCCAUCACCAGAGGGUCCACACAGGAGAGAAACCCCACAAGUGUGAGGAGUGUGGGAAGGCCUUCAGUCUCCCCUCCAAUCUUAGAGUCCAUCUGAGUGUUCACACUCGGGAGAAACUGUUUAAAUGUGAAGAGUGUGGGAAGGGCUUCAGUCAGAGUUCUCGGCUUUACGCCCACCAGAGGGUCCACACAGGAGAAAAACCAUACAAGUGUGACAUAUGUGGUAAGGACUUCAGUCACCGUUCACGGCUUACAUACCAUCAGAAAGUCCACACUGGCAAGAGUCUUUAAAAGUGAGAAGUCUGUUAAUGACUUCAGUCAGGAUGCACACCUUCAAGGUUUUGGAGAGUCCAUGCUGCUGGUAAACUCUAUGAAGUAUUGAGAGUGGAAAGGGAUUCCUUCAGAUGGAAUCUUCCCAGCAAAUCCAUUAAAAUGGUGACAUAGAACCAUACAUAGUAAUGGGAGAAAUAGGUUGUAACCCUCUUGGUAAGAUCCACGUGAUACAAAUGAUCUCUCAAAGUGUAUAUAUGCCUAAAGACAGUGUGUGAAAAGGAUAUUUGCCGUAUACUAACUAGUUUUUUUUUUUUGAGGUGGGAUGUCAAGGAGGGCUUUGGGGUUAUUUUUCCAUCAACUUCCAUUUUAUACUUGUUUACAGUGACCGUUAUUUUUACUAAAGCUGUAAAACUAUGAAAUGAAUAAAAUUACUAAAAAUUUCCUGUAGUGAAGAAUUUGUAAUAUGAUUGCUUUAUUUCAUAUGAUAUAUUGGAUUAAAAUUAAGGAAUAGAUCCCCAGAGAUGAACCUUUGAUCAUCAGAAGUAAAUACAUAUCUGCCGCAGAUGUAUAUAAAGGAAUGUUCAUUGCAUUAUUGUUUAUAAUAGCAAACAGAAAUAAUCAGUUGGGUUGCCAAAGUAUUUUAUGAUUUACUUAUCCAGUGCAAAUUGUUGCUAUGGAUGUUGGAAGAUGUCCAGAAUACAUUAACCUGGAAAAACACAAAGCAUGGAAGUUUUGUGAUCUCAUUAAAAAAGAAAAAAAAAAGGUAUUUAUUUUUACUUAUCUCUAAAUGAUGGGAUUUUGCUUGACAUAAAUUUUUGCAUUUCUUUAAACUUCUUGUUUUGAAAUAAUUUAAAACUUUCCAAAUGUUGUAAAAAUUAUAUAAAAUCUCUCAUGUACCCUGUACUCAGAUUCACCAGUUAACAUGUUUGAGUCAUUAUUCUCUUAAUGUAUGUGAAUGUGUAUAUAUGCACACACAUAUUGACAUAUGCUUUUUUUUAACCAUGAGUAUGUUCCAGACCUCCUAGCCUUUGCAUCUGAAUACUUAAGUAAUACUGUGAGAACAAGGAUAUUUACUUACGUAUCUACAGCACAAGUAUAGCAUUCAGGAAAAUUGAAUAUUGAUACAUAACGUCUAACCUCCAGACCUUAUUCACAUUUUAGCAGUUGUCUCUCUCUUUCUCUCCCUCUCCCCCUCCUCCCUCCCUCUCUCUUUCCUUUUUCUUUAUUUUUUUGGUAGGUGACAGAAUUAAAAUCAACUUAUCAACAAAUCUUCAAAGAAAGGUCUAUAUUUGCCUUCCACAUAAUUUGAUUAUUCACCAUAUGAAUAUCCAGUUGUGCCUAUACCAAUUACUGAACAUUUCCCUUGUUCCCCACUACUUUGCAGUGCCACUUUUGAAGAAAAUCAGUCAUCUAUAUAUGAUUAGAUGGAUGUCUUGACUCUCAAUUCCCUUUGAUUGGUCUACUUUUCAAUAAUUUUCCCAAUACCACACUGCUUCAGUUACCAUAGCUUUGCGAUGAGUCUUGAUAUUUGGUAGAAAACAUUUUCUCAUCUUGCUCUCUUUUUAGAUGUCUUGGCAGCUUCCAGUUAGGGUAAUAGGAGAUACAAACAGAACCACCCAUGAAGUAUGCUUUCCAAAAAAAAAUAAACCUGAAUCAAAUUGAACCUCUAAUUCUAACCACUGGUACACAGGAAAUACAUAUGGAGAAAUAUUUGUGACAACAUGAACAAAACUGUAGGGCAUAUGCUAAGUGAAAUAAGUGAGAAAGAAAAAUAAUGCAUGGUAUCAGUUAUAUGUGGAAUCUAAGGGAAAAAAAGGUCAAACUUAGAACCAUGUAGUGUGAUGGUGGUGGUUGCCUGGGGAAUGGGGAGAGGUUGGUUAUAAAAAGGGUACAAACUUUCAGCUUUAAGAUGAACAAGGUCUGAGGAUCUAAUCUAUGGUGACUACAGUUGAUGAUGCAGUAUUGUAUAGUUUAAAUUUGCUAAGAGAGUAGAUAUUAAAAGUUCUCACUCUUCUCCCCCCAGAAGAGUUAGCUAUGUGAAGUGAUGAAUGUGUUAAUUCACCUGUGGGAGUCCUUUCACAAUGUAUAUCAAUUCAUCACAUAUACUUUAAAUAUAUUACAAUUUUACUUGUCAGUUAUACCUCAUAAAGCUGAAAAAAGUUGUAUUUGUUACCGUUAUCUGAGCAGGAUACCCCACUUAUGCACCUACUUUUUGAAUAAUUGUGGCUCAUUGAUUUAGACCAUC
This is a messenger RNA of Mesoplodon densirostris (Blainville's beaked whale), 9575 nucleotides long. It is a transcript of the gene ZNF227, whose product is annotated as zinc finger protein 227. Gene Ontology annotation, molecular function: DNA-binding transcription activator activity, RNA polymerase II-specific; RNA polymerase II cis-regulatory region sequence-specific DNA binding. Lineage: Eukaryota; Metazoa; Chordata; Mammalia; Artiodactyla; Ziphiidae. Gene Ontology annotation, cellular component: nucleus. Gene Ontology annotation, biological process: regulation of transcription by RNA polymerase II. The record is from RefSeq and is a predicted model, not a curated record. The coding region runs from base 4982 to 7348 and encodes 788 amino acids. The transcript is spliced from 6 exons.